Molecule: messenger RNA, 3980 nt
Organism: Pocillopora meandrina
Lineage: Eukaryota; Metazoa; Cnidaria; Anthozoa; Scleractinia; Pocilloporidae
Source: the annotation of a GenBank genome assembly
AUGCCUAAAGAAACAAACUCGGAUUUUCUUGGCUCUGCUUUCACGAACAUGAAGCUUGUGGGAACCGGUGGAAGCGGCGCAGUUUAUUCCGCCAUCGAUGUGGAAACCGACCAACGGGUUGCUCUUAAAAGACUUAUUCUUCGAGAUCGAAUGAAUUGUAGAGCAGCUCUCAGAGAAGUGAAGGCUUUGAAGACUUUAGAACACGAGAAUGUGGUGAAGUUAUUAAAAGUGGUGGACUCAGAAGGCAUGCCGUUCCUGGACGGCAUGGACGAACAUUUUAGAGGGGCGACCGAACUUUAUCUUGUAGAAGACUUGAUUGAUUCUGACCUACAUCAAAUCUUACAAAGUAAGGGAAAACUACGAGAAGACUAUGUGAAAUUAUUUUUAUAUCAACUGUUACGAGGACUGAAAUACAUCCACUCCGCGAACGUAGUUCAUCGUGACGUGAAACCAAGUAAUUUGCUAGUUGACUCUGAAACGUUACUCAUGAGAAUAGGCGACUUCGGACGAUCACGAAUUCUCGAUCCGGCUUACUCACACUACGGCCAUCUAACUCACAGCGUCUCGACCUUGUGGUAUAAAUCGCCUGAACUGCUGUUGAACGCAUCGACUUAUGACAGUUCGGUAGAUAUGUGGGCCGCGGGUUGCGUUUUUGCUGAGAUGUUACUGGGCAAACCCCUGUUCGAAGGGAGGCACGAAAUCGAUCAAAUGGAGCAAAUUUUGGACUCUGUUUGCCUUACGGAGGAAGAAUGGAUAGCCCUUAAACCACAUUUGCCAGAUAGAACGGCUAUGAAAAGGACUCAGGAGCAAGGAUCUGCUUUGGGAAGCAAGUUUCCUCACAUUGACAUCCAAGGUAAGGCCGGUUUUGUUGUCGGUUCGAACCAUGUAAACAUUGAAAUUAAUUUGCAUACUUGCGCGAUGGUCAAUUAUACUUACGUAACUUAAAUUUGUUUUUCUAUGAUUUUCGCCUUCUUAUGCGCUGUCGCCGUAAUUUUUUUCGUGUAUUUAUAAUGGAGCAAACCCGUUUUUUCUGAGCCUUCCUCUUUCUAUUCAAGAAUUCUCUCUGAUAUUUCGCUUGUAAUGCUCGCUUCAGAAUUGUACUUUGACACCCUAUGAAUAUUUCAUGAAUUCGAAAAUAAAAUACAAACAAAGAAAAAUUUUUUACAGGUAUCUAGGGUGUAUCUGCAGGGUGAAGUUGUCUUUUUAUACUGCCUAAAUUUUUACGAGUUCAAUUUAGUCUUUCGGAAUGGAUGUGGGUCAGAAUCUACGAAAUGAAAAUGCUCGAAUUGGGUGGUACUCUUGAAAAAAUUUCGUGAGUCAGGAAAUUGCUAAAUUUAACCAUGAUAAUAAUUGUUAAUGAACGGCCGUGAUAUCCCCUCUCGCCUGUUAUGUUUCGGAGUAAAAUUCGACUAUCGGGUCCAUUUACAAGAAACAUUCGAGAUUUUUUCCCCCUUUUUUGUGACUUUCUAGUGGCGCAACAGAUCGGCAAAAAUCACACCAUUAGACAAAAUAUUGUUUACGUUUCAGUGCAGUCGCGGGUGGCAAAGCAAUUUAUCUUUUCCUGUUCUCCUGAUGAUUUCUAUUUUCAUCUGUUCGAGUGAAUUCUACAUGUGAAGUAUUCAAAAGUAGUGGGAUGGUGAAUCGAUGCCAUGUUAGUUUUCCAGCGACUUAUUGGCGAAACAGAAAACCAUGCAGUUAUUAAUAUUCUUAAACCACAUACUGAACCCGAUGGAAUGUUUUGUGUGAUUGGUUGGCUAAUAAUAAAGAAAUGGAAAUAACAUAAAUGUUAAGCAUUCUAGCAAUACCCAACGAUUUACAUGCCCAGAAUCAGGCGCUGAAAGGGAACUAGUAAAGUUUCAGUAUACAAACAAAAAACACCCACGAAGAAGUGAAAUUCUUCAUAUCCCUGGAAACCAAGCUGUAAAUAUUGACACCUAGAACCUUUUAUGCUAAUUUUGUUCUAAGCUUCCUCUAGUUCUUAGCAAACAAAAUUCACACAUGCAUGAAUUUAUGUAUUUCAUAAGUUUGCUUAGGGGGAAAUCACUGAUUUGUCUCUGAGAGACUCUAACAUCUCUUUGCCUUAUAUAACAUUGUUGGUAUAAAUGUAAUGGUGAGUAUGUAGUAACAUCAUAACAUAAUUAACAAAUGACCACCACAUUUUCUUGAAGUAAUGUCAGCACUCAACCUUUGCCUCUUGUUAUUAUUUGCAGCUCUUGAUCUGCUGGUGAAAAUGCUGAAGUUCAACCCAGAUAAAAGAAUGACUGCAGAAGAAGCCCUUGCACAUCCUUACCUUCAUCAGUACUCAUUCCCUUCAGAUGAACCAAUCUGUUUCGAGCCAUUGCACAUUGAGGAUGAAGUUGGAGACUUUGAAGAGGGCACAUUGAAAAGCUGGAUUUUAGAAGAGUGUUCUUCAUUUGAAAGUAGUGGCUCUUUUGAAAGCUCUGUUCCAGAUGUUGUUGUUAAAGAAGUUGUUUUGGAGAAUCAAGAUACUGGAAAUGACAUAUUAUCUUUAAAGGACAUUAUGCAGGAGCCAGAAGCCCCUUUGCUGGACCAGUGCAAAACCCACAUUGAUGUGUCGGAGCGUUUGGGAUUGGAAACUUGCAAAGAAGGACUUGAAACUUUGGCUGCUGCUUACAAAAUCCAAAUGUCCUUAAAUGACACUGUUGAUCCUAAAGAUCAGGCAAAACUCUUUGAGUUUCAUCAUGCCAACAUGCCGUCAUCCAUUUUAGAUGGUAUGUUUGGCAAGGGUGCUUUGAAGGAAAAUGUGAACUUUACAUGUAAGAAAAACGUUUUUAAUGGACCAUUUGGAUUGUGUUAUUUUUAAAUGGUCACUAUUGAGUUUUUGUACUUGAGGAUUCACAUGAUUCACAUGUCUAAUCAAUGUUAGGGCUGGUUCAGCACCUUGAAACUUGCUAUGGUGCUUUACCUUGGUUUAGUGAAAGGGGUCAUUGUGUUGAAAAGUGAGUGUUUGUUCAUUGGAAAGUGUUGUGUUGUCUGAUUUUUAUUAGAAGCUAAAAUCUUAAGAAAGGAAAACAAAUUGGGAAACUAAUUGGAUUUUCCUGUAUGUAAUUUGAUUUAUUCUUUAUUUCUUUGUUAGUGUUUCCUUCAAGUACUUUGCCAUUCAUGGCUUAAUUUACUACUAAUUGUAUUUUAAAAAGUAUCCGUUAUCGCAUUUUGCCCUAUUUAAAGUAAUAGUUUUAAACAGUUAGGUUGUGCCCAACGAUUUCUUUUAUGUAUGCUCUUGAAACUGUAAUUUUAUUUAUUGGUGUUCAUUUUAAGCAAGUUCAUAAAAUAGUUAGUGAAGGACAGUUCAAUUUUUUUGUGUGUGUCAAUGGUAACUUUCUGUUUUUACUCUCUCUCAUUUUUUAAAUUCUUCAAUGGUUUUAAAGUUUCAUAAACAUAAUUUCAUAUUAUUUAAUUUUUUUUGACAAUUGUCAUUUGUAAGAAAAAAGAGAAAGAAAGAAAAAAAAAUUAAUAUUGAUUAAAUUGCAAUUUGCCUGGCAAAACAAAAGGAAAUCAUCCUUACUCAAGCUUGGCCCUUGAUGAAAUUAUGCUAACAAUUAUGGCUAUUAACAAGAAAAGACAGAUGUAUCAUAAUUUAAUUUAUCAUAAUUUAAUUUAUUCGGGAUGUGGGGGGUAUGAACGAAAAUGAAAAAUUUGCCAAAGAGCUCUUGUAUAUUAUGCCUGAGCUGUUCAGGGAAUUUUCUUUGGGAAAAUGUUAUUUUUUGUCAAACAUAUAAGGUCACAUCCUAUGUGAACGUUACAUUGUGAAUUAAAAUGUCGACGCUACGCUUAGAUUGAUGAGAAGCUUAAAUUUGUCAAUUCAGUGUAGAAAGAAGUGUUUAUAGUAGUUUAAAUUAUAUAAACCGUUGCAUUUACGCUAUGGCCGGUUAUUUAUGGUGCUGUGCCAAAAUAAAUUUUGCUAUGUUUGCUGUAGAAUUGAAGAAAUUAUUUGCUAAAUAAAUAACUAUGUUCACUUU